Messenger RNA from Necator americanus (New World hookworm), 384 nucleotides. RefSeq lists its product as uncharacterized. Bases 1 to 384 code for a protein of 127 amino acids. The transcript has a single exon. The record is from RefSeq and is a predicted model, not a curated record. Lineage: Eukaryota; Metazoa; Nematoda; Chromadorea; Rhabditida; Ancylostomatidae.
AUGGAGAUUGACAGAUGGAUACCCGGGUGUCAUCCGUCAAGAUGUGAAGGAUCCAUCGAGCCAGCACUCUUCCAUAACCGUAGCCUGAAGGCAACUGACAACUGUUGGAUGGCUACACCCAAGUCUCGUCGCAAGAGUGCAUGCGUCGAUCUCCGGAUCCUUUUUGACAACGUCGAGAAUGGAGGAGUCUUCGACAGUGUGGAGGCGUCCCGACCGGGGCUUAUCUUCGAAGUCGGUGUCUCCGCUUGCGAAGCGAGCGAACCAGCGCUUGACAGUCCUGAUGGUAGUAGUGGCCUCGCCCAAUCUGCGGACUGCUGCCGUUGCUCCAAUGCAGCCACGCCAUUCAUAGAAGAUGAUAGCCCGAAGUUACUCCUGCAUAAUUGA